CGUUAUGGGCAAGCAGUGCGGCCCGUGCGUUCACCGGGAGCGGUUCACUCGGCUGCUGACACACUACAUCGCGCCAAUCGGCUGAAAAAAAAUUACGUAAAUAUUACAACACUCACGCAUUGAUUAUGAAACGUCUGUAAGAGUCGCUGCAGCACUGUGUCCGACACACGAGUCCAGAACACAUGAACACGUAACCCCAGUGUGUAUGGUGUGCCAAUCGCGUUUUGUUUGAAUUGUGCGAUCCUGUUGACCCUGGUGAUUUUAUUUUAUUAUAUUGUUUUGUAACCCUCACCCGUGGUGGUUCACUCUAAGCUUCGUUUCUGUGUUUUGUUGUGAUUUAUUUGACUGUUUUAUUGGAUUGUCACUAUUGUUGUUGAUGUGACAGUGCUCGUACAACUUGGGACAGACAUAAUCGAUGACUGUGCCAAUCUCUUCACUGCCGAAUAUGGAAUUAUCUAAACCUCGAACAACUUUCGACUAUUUUUGUUAAAAUUUACAACCUUAGUGUGUUUUGAACAUUCGUAUCAAUGUUACGGUGAAAAUAAAUCAAACGCAAAAUGGGACGGCAUCGUUGGAGGAUCACGAUCGCAGUCCUUCUAUUUGUUCUAAAGGACGUACAAUGUCAAGAUGAAAAUGAAUUUGACUACCCAUUAGUAGAAAGAAGUUUUGCUCAAGUUCAACCGCCUUUGUUUUCAAAUAGUCGCCCAACGACAUUUUUCGACCAUGGAGACAGCUUUAGAAUCGCGCAACAAACGCAGCAACCACUUUACAAUCAGGGCCAAGUCAGGCUCCCCAGCCCAAAUUAUAAUCAGAAUCCUUCUCCCUUCCAAUUGCCGACUGGCAGGAGUCAAUCUGGCACGCAAUAUUAUAUAAACCAACCUGAAUUUCCACCUCAAAGACAAAGGUUCAGACCGGCCUUGCCUUACAAUUAUCAAUUCCAUCCUGCCUCGACAAAAAGGCCUGAUGUGUCUCAAAUUCAUUCUGUUGCUUAUCAAAACGACCCGUCAAAGCCAGAGACAUUUUUGGGUCAAAUAACUUUAAAUAAUCCUGACAUCGACUACUUACAAAAUAGUAGAUUUAAAAAUAUACCUUUUGAUGGCAGUAAUAGUUUAAAGAGUAACGGUCAAAGCGGGCACAUUGUUCGUAAUGAAGAUGUAGAAAAUGAAAAUCAAGAUUUAUUUGACCAUCACAAAGUUACUACCUACAAUCCCACGAGACUUCCAAACUCACAAAGACUGAAUAAUAAGCCUUCGAGAUUUUCUCAUUUUGAUCCGCCAAGCUUAGAAGCCAAAAAGAACACUGGUAACUCUCCAUUUAACGCAAGAAAUAAUGCCAAACCCGCAAAACCGAGUGCCAACUUAUACCAAACUACUUCUACUGAAUAUAAGGCACUAUUAGAUUUAGAACCGUUACUCGAAGACGACAUUAGUGACAUUAGCUCAUUUAGAGAAUUAAUGAAAAAUACUCAAGGUUCGUUUGAUGUUCAAGUCAUAAAAUCAAAUAAUACUGAGGAUCCUGAAGCUGACGAUAGUAAACCAGACGCUAGCUCCAUGAAUGCAGACAAUUUACUAAAAGAAAAUCCGGCUUUAUUAUCUACUACUAAAUCCCCAACAACUGCCUCUACAACAACUACCACAACUACCAGGAAUACACAUAUAGACGAUGAUAAUGAUGACAACGAAGACGUGGAGGAAUAUGAAUACUAUGAUGAAGCUGACCAUACUGAAGUCAAACAUACUACACAGCAAUCACAUCCAACAGAACAUGUUUCAGAUAUUUACGACGAAUACGACCCAACAGAGGAACCGGAGAAGACUGUGGAAGAAACGAAAACAAAUGCCAGUAAGUCUUUUGACGUUUUAGUUAUGAAACCUGUAAGUACCAUGGUAAAAGAUGAUAACUUUAAACAUUUUGUAGAUACUACUGUAAUCGACCAAACAGAUCCAGUGGCAAAGCAGGAAUUUACAAGUCCAAAUACAUAUAUUCCAAUUGCCGAAGACGUCAGUUCAGUAGAAUCACCUUCCAUCUUAGGACAAGAAGUAGUUUCUGUAGUUACAACGAAAAGUGUGGUUAAUGGAACUAUAUCAAUACCUGACGUGACCUAUGCUCCUAGCACGCCAAAAAUUACAACGAAAUCCGAACACUUAUCUUCAGUGGAGAUCAGUGAACUAAACGAUACCUCUAUACCAGUCACAACGGAAAAUUGGAUUGUAGUCGCAUCAGUUCAAACAAGCAGGAGCGUUUCAGGUGCCCGAUUUUUACCUUUCCCUACAGUAGAACAGGAAGAAAAGAAACAAGUUUUAACUGACGAAAAAGAAGACGACGACGAAGAAAAUGUAACUAAAGAUCCAAGACUUGAGUCUAGUAGCGCUAGUUCGUCCUCUACUGAAAAUAUUAAUGACAAAUUAGACAGCAUUCAAUCGGAAUUGUCUAUUGGCGUUCUAUCAGGUGCAUUAGACAAUGAAAAUAAAAACAUUGAACUAAUAACAGAGUCUACAUCAGAACAAACAACAUCAACAACUAGUACAACUACAACAACUACUACAACCACAACUACAACAACUACUACACCAGCGCCACCGAAUGUGUUUACUUUAAAGAGCACUCAACAACCGUCAACUACUGUUAGAUCUGCGCCGGAACCUUUACCAGUAAUGGUAAAAAAAUUCACCCCCCGCGUGAUGACAUCUACUACUGUUAAACCAAAGAAAAAAUUAGUAACUGUAAUGGAUGAAUUACCAUCAGGACUAUUGCCAACAGGAUACAAACCAAGACUUUCAUUCAAAGACAAACGCACAAGUACAACGACAACUACUACAACAACGACAACUACUACUCCUGCAACAAUCACAACAACAAAAGCUAGCCCACGCAAUAUUCCUAUCAUUAAUAGUACACAAGCACGUUCUUCAGGUAUAAGUGCCAAAAACAAAGUUAUAAUAUUAGAUGAUAAAUCAUUAUUACCCAAGGAAUACAGACCGAAAGAACACAAGCCCCCAGAAGACCUAUUCAAAAAGACACCAAAAGACGAUAUUAGUAAAUUUUUACCUCCUGGUUAUAAGCCUCCAGUAACAGAAACACCCGAGAAGAAAGAAACAACAAAAAUUGUUUUGGAAAAAGCAGAAAAAGUUGAUAUUUCAGCAUUUUUACCGAAAGGCUUUAGCCUAAAUACAACAACUACAACGGAAAAACCGAAGACUGAAACAAAAUUGCCCGCAAACGUUAUGCCUUUCGAUAUUAAAUCAUUGUUGCCACCAGGUUUUAAACUAAAUGCAACUGAAAAUGAAAGCAAAGAAGACCCGCUUGCCAAAAAAAUCGUAGAUAUCUCCAGCUUCUUACCGCCAGACUAUAAAUUAGAGAAAACCGAAGAACCAGCUCCUACCACUAAAGCACCUGGAGGAACAAAAGUCGUAUUUCCUUCAAGACCCGGUGGCAAAGUAAACAGGAAAACAACGACACCAAAGUUCUUAGGGCCGCCACCUGUUACGCCAAAAAUACAAAAGGGUUGGCCUACAAGAGCUUCGACUGAAUUUACUGGUUGGCCGUCUCCAUCAACUACACCUUUCUCGAUCGAAAAAUUAUUGGAAGCCCAACGAAAUGCAACUGCGACUAGUCCUCUACCAGAUUUUGUCACUGAAGCUACGACUCGACGCACUACGACUACAACGACCACGACACCCGCUCCCCCUCCCUCGACCACUCCUGGAAUUUGCCGUAAGGAGUGCGACAUCGCAGCCACUAUCAAAAUCGUUUCAGGAGUCAGUUGGAUACCAGAAUUGCUAGAUCACCACACUGUGGAAUGGCAAAGGUUGGCAGAAGAAGUUAAAGCUGAGCUUAAUUCUGUAUAUUCAAAAUCAAACUAUCUCAAGAAAUGGUAUAAAGACAUUCGCAUUGAUGGCUUCAGCCAAGGAUCAGUUCUCGUUGACUACUUUAUUGAACUGAAUAAUGUAGAUGAAAGAGUCGAUACUUUAGAUCUCAAAAAGAUGUUCCACAAAUCUCUUCAUGGUGCCAGACCGGGUUCGUUUGUAGAAACAGUAACUGAAGUCGCUAAUGAAGAUUUACCACCCGCCUUCGAUCCUGAUGUGAUGCUAGGCGAUCAACCAGAUGAAGAAAGAAUGAAAAAAAGCAAUGAAAAGAUGACUAAAACGAUAGAUAAAUCGGCAGGAAAAUUGGAAAUUGGUAAAUUCGUGAUGGAUCCCGCUUACACGGAAUUUAUCGUUUUACCAAAACGUGAAGAGCCGACUGCUGUGAUCCCAGAAGAAGAAUCUCUCUUACCUCAAUGGGGUAUCGCUGUAAUUGUCAUCGCUCUGGCAUCUCUUCUUUUUGUAGUCAUAUUUGGUGUUACAGUGCUAGUUAACAGACAGAAGAGUGCGAAAGCGAAAGCUCCCAUACCACUGAGCGAAGAUAUGCUCCGAGAAUUAGAUAAGAGCCACAUGGGAGGCUUUGAUGACAUGCAUCAGCUGAAGGAACGAGAUCUACCUUAUCUUCCUUCGGGAAAGCGUAUGUCAACUGCCUUCAUCGAGCAGCUGGCAUAUCCAAACCCUGGUGAUUCCUGGCGGUCGGAGUGGACACCGCAGCUACAGAAGUACAUGCAGCAUUACACACCUGAUUCUGGCCGAGGGUCACAAAUAUACGGGCCAGUUGGAAACGGCUAUGGAUACGGUGGGUCCCAAAUCUACGGGCAGACGGGUGGUGGCGGGUCGCAAGUGUACGGGUACACGGGCGAGUACCCACGCGCGCACUACCCGCGCCGCCGCUCCGACUACGAUAGCAACUUCUAGAGCCUUCUAGAAACUUCGCUGACAGACUUAACACAUUCUUGACAAUAUCUUCUUUGUAACCUCGAAACUAGUGAUUACUCCGAUAGGUCGUUUCAUUCAUUCUGUACACAUUCGUCAUCACUGGACAUCAGUAACAGGUUGUGAAAUAACUUCAUUAUCAAAUCACAUGAAUAGAUUCGUAUACAAUACGACUUCAUAUACUGCAUGAUAAUUUUAGCAGCUUUUAGUCCGGCUUAUUUAGGACUCGUAACAGUGCCAACUCAAGAGGUUCAUUUGCUUUAUAUAUUUUAUACGAUAAGAAACAUUAUUAUGUAAAAAUAGUUUAAAAAAUGUCUGCCAAAAUAACUACUUACGACUGAUUGUGAGAUGUAAAUAUGUAGAUUAAGGACUCGCCAACAUUGUAAUCGAAGAUUAGAGGUGAGGCUGCGAAACAUUUCUGUAGAUAAUAUGUCUAUGCAUACCUAUAUUUGCUCAGAACCUGUAGUGGAACGUCAGCGUACCGCACGCAAGCGUGUAACGCCUCAUUGUGCCAAAUGUACGUGUGUCCACCGUUAACGAGUACGUGUGUAAAUAAAAACUAUGGUCCCAUCGUAUGGAAGCAUCGAUAUUAUUUUAGGUCGGUAAAAGUUUUGUACCGCAUCGUGUGCAUAAGCGGCUCUCAGCAGUCAGCCGGCACUAGGCGGCGGCUGGUGAAUGCCGAUGGGCUAUCGAUUCAAAUAUUAUCACAUGAGCCCUCUUUUGAAGCUCAUUUUCAUGAGAAUAAGAUUUUAUACGAACGUUUGUUAUCACGGUAUCUAAAUCACAUUUCGAUUCGCGAUUUUUAUGGAAUCGUAUUAUUAGGAAUUUUAUAUUGAUGAUAGUCAAUUUUGAAUAUUGCGAAAUUCAUCGGACGAGUUCGUAAACACGUUACAAUCUAAUUUUAAUAUGAUAGCAGUUAACUAUGUAAUAACAAUGUUAAUUAAUGUUCAAUUUAAGGGCUCUGAUGUUUUCUUGAAUGUCUUGAUUGAACAAUUUCGUCAUAGAUGUUGAUCGUAUUGUAAAUUUCUGAAGUAAUUAAUAUUGCGAUUAUAUUAUGUACCUACCAAUUAAAUUAAGAUUAGUGAUUGCAUGGAAUAUUUGUGUAUAUAAAAUCAAUUUUUGUACAUGUAGAUUUUAAUUUAAUUAUUGAUGUAGUUAGUGACAAAUUAAACCAAUAAGAUCCAGAAUAUAGAUAUAUAUAAUGUAACAAAAA
Messenger RNA from Manduca sexta (tobacco hornworm), 6012 nucleotides. RefSeq names its product mucin-5AC. The transcript is spliced from 10 exons. NCBI's taxonomy places the organism in Eukaryota, Metazoa, Arthropoda, Insecta, Lepidoptera, Sphingidae. The record is from RefSeq and is a predicted model, not a curated record. Bases 558 to 4781 code for a protein of 1407 amino acids.